Syzygium oleosum is the source of this 1565-nucleotide messenger RNA. RefSeq names its product mitogen-activated protein kinase kinase kinase 18-like. The transcript has a single exon. Gene Ontology annotation, biological process: protein phosphorylation. NCBI's taxonomy places the organism in Eukaryota, Viridiplantae, Streptophyta, Magnoliopsida, Myrtales, Myrtaceae. The record is from RefSeq and is a predicted model, not a curated record. Gene Ontology annotation, molecular function: protein kinase activity; ATP binding. The coding region runs from base 72 to 1544 and encodes 490 amino acids.
CCACCACCACCAUCACGUAAAGAAACUCCUCCCCCUAUACCCUCCCCAAAGUCUCGACCUUUCUCAAAACGAUGGAGUGGAUCCGUGGACCGACCGUCGGCCGCGGCUCCUCCGCCGCCGUCUCCCUCGCCACCGCCGUCCCCUCCGGCGAGCUCUUCGCCGUCAAGUCGGCCGAGCUCUCUCGGUCGGCACCCUUGCGGAGGGAGCGGCUUGUCCUGUCCGAGCUCGCUUCCCCUCACAUCGUCAAGUACAUGGGCCACGACGUCACUCGGGAAAGCGGCGAGGUUUACUACAAUCUGUGGACGGAGUACUUGCCCGCGGGCACGCUGUCCGACGAGAUCCGGCGCCGCGGGGGCCGCUUGGAUGAGCCCGAGAUUCGAUCGCACGCGAGGAAGAUCUUGCGGGGCUUGGCGUAUCUUCACGAGAACGGGGUGGUUCACGGCGAUGUCAAGAGCCAGAAUUUGUUGAUGGGUAGCGAUGGCCUGAAGAUUGCGGACUUGGGUUGCGCCAGAUUCGUCGAAACGCGACCGUCCAGCCGCAUGCUCUCUGCAUCUCACCCGUUCUCUGGAGUGGACUCGCGAGAGACUCGCAAUGCGUGUGGAGAGAAUGCCGUGCUGCCGGAGCACACGAUGGUUUCCUCCGACGUCUUCUCGGGUACGCCGAUGUUUAUGGCGCCGGAAGUGGCUCGCAACGAAGAGCAGAGUUUCCCGUCGGACGUGUGGAGCGUCGGUUGUACCUUCAUCGAGAUGGCCACUGGGAAAGGCCCGUGGGCCGAGUCGGACCCGGUGUCGGUUCUCUACCGGAUCGGGUUCUCGAGCGACGCGCCGGAGAUCCCGCGGCGGCUGUCGGACAGCGGGAGGGACUUUCUGGCCAAGUGCUUGAUGAGAGACCCGAGAGAGAGGUGGACAGUGAAAGAGUUGCUCGAACACCCAUUUCUUGAUAUAUCUGAGGAGGAGUUCACCAGGAAUUCACCAAGUGGGGUGCUGGAUUCGGGGUUCUGGGAUUCGGUGGACGUGUGGGAGAGCCCGAGAAACCGAAAUGGUUCCGGCGUUGUCGAUCCGUGCUCGUGUUCUUCGACUCCCGCGACGGAGAGGAUACAGAGGCUGAUAGAUGACUGCGAGUCUUCUUCAGCUAAUUGGAGUUUACCUGACGGGGCAUCGGACGAAGAAGAGUGGAUCACAGUGAGAAGUGAUGACCAUCAUAAGGAGGAAGCCGGAGAAAUCUCGCGACCAGCUGACCAUGCUCCUCCUCCCUUCGCCGAUUCGAUCAGCGACGAGGAUGAGUUGCAGAGCGCUCUGGGCGAUGACGAUUCUCAUUUUUCUCUUCAUAAUCGCGCUAUUGUCGGCGGUGUAAUUUUUAAAGAAGAUUCAUUUGUGGACUUUGAAGAUGAUUUCAGGGACAACAACAAUGUACUAAGCGACCUCGCUUAUGAGGAAGAGAAUGAAAUUACUGAUUCGGUUGAAUUGCAAGUUCUUCAUCUUAAUUUGAAAGCUUUGCUUACUUCCCUGCGUGUUUUUUUUUCCCUACAAAGAAUAUUUGUCUGAGAGUUUCUUUUUAGGUGUGUG